GGGAAUGCUUAUCUUUGCAGCCAUUUUCCCUCGUGAGACAUUAAAUUGGGGCCUGGGGCCACGAACCUUUAAGAGGCACAGUGUCCUCCGUUCAGAACAAGCCCUGCUCGUUCUCUCUCUGGUCCGCAGUCAGCCGGGCGGAGAGCGCGUCCCGCCUGGGCGCUGACCCGGAGCUCCUGCGCGCCGCCCUGCGCGCCUGCCCGGCCCGCGCCCGCCCGACAGACGGCGCACCUGCCCGCCCGGCCCGCCCCGCGCCGCCCCGGGCCCUGCCCCUGCCCUUCCCGUGCCUGCCGCCGGCCUGGCCCGAGGACGCCGGCCAGCCAGUCUGUGCGAGGCCCCCUCCGGGAGCUGCCACCAACGGCCGGGAGGACGGGGAGCAGCACCUGGAAGAUGCGCCCUGGGGCUGCCAGAACUUUGAAGGCAGUCUUCCUCUUCUUCGCCUCCAUGUGCGCCUGGUAUUCUGGGUACCUGCUCGCAGAGCUUAUUCCAGACGUGUCCCUGUCCAGUGCCGUUUAUAGCAUCCGGAGCAUCGGUGAGAGGCCUGUCCUCAAAGCCCCAGCCCCUAAAAGGCAAAAAUGCGACCACUGGACCCCGUGCCCCAAGGACACCUAUGCCUACCGUUUGCUCAGCGGGGGUGGCAGGGACAAGUACGCCAAAAUCUGCUUUGAGGACGAGCUGCUCAUAGGAGAAAAGACUGGAAAUGUUGGAAGAGGAAUAAAUAUUGCCAUUGUGAAUUAUCUGACCGGGAAAGUGAUAGCAACACAAUAUUUUGAUAUGUACGCAGGAGAUAACUCUGGACCGAUGACAAAGUUUAUUCAGAGCGCUCCUCCGAAGUCCCUGCUCCUCAUGGUGACCCAUGACGAUGGCAGCAGCAGACUGAAGGAGGAUGCCAAGAAGGCCAUAGAAGCACUUGGAAGUAAAGAAGUCAGGAACUUGCGGUUCAGGUCGAGUUGGGUAUUUCUUACAGCAAAAGGCUUUGAACUUCCUGCGGGAAUUCAGAGAGAAAAGAUCAACCACUCUGAUAAUUCAAAGAACAGAUAUUCUGGCUGGCCUGCAGAGAUACAGAUAGAAGGCUGCAUACCGAAAGAACCAAGCUAACGUUGCACAGCCUUAAUAAAUGUGUUUUUUUAUAGACAAAUGCA
Messenger RNA from Diceros bicornis minor, 1142 nucleotides. RefSeq names its product FAM3 metabolism regulating signaling molecule B (gene FAM3B). Bases 391 to 1098 code for a protein of 235 amino acids. The record is from RefSeq and is a predicted model, not a curated record. The transcript is spliced from 8 exons. Lineage: Eukaryota; Metazoa; Chordata; Mammalia; Perissodactyla; Rhinocerotidae.